This is a messenger RNA of Scomber scombrus (Atlantic mackerel), 4203 nucleotides long. Its product is annotated as calpain-1 catalytic subunit-like. Gene Ontology annotation, biological process: proteolysis. The record is from RefSeq and is a predicted model, not a curated record. NCBI's taxonomy places the organism in Eukaryota, Metazoa, Chordata, Actinopteri, Scombriformes, Scombridae. Bases 1139 to 3313 code for a protein of 724 amino acids. The transcript is spliced from 21 exons. Gene Ontology annotation, molecular function: calcium-dependent cysteine-type endopeptidase activity; calcium ion binding. Gene Ontology annotation, cellular component: cytoplasm.
UCGACUGAAGGGGAAGGACCGUUAAAUAACCUCUAAAGCGGCGGUGAGUGUGGUUGUCUGGUUUAUUUAAUUCAUUUAUCAUGAUCAUUAAACCAGUUUGAGACUAACGGUACGUCAUGGUUUAUUGGAGGUGUUGCCCACCGACCGGUUUGUUUGAUGUAAUCUGCUGCAUGUUGUCACUUAUAAUAGUCAACAGCACAACUGUGACGUCCAGGCACACAGUUUUAAUCCAGGUUUGAUUUUUAUUGUUGAAUGAAUGCGAUUUUGUUGUGCAAGUGAUCUAUUGUUGUCAGAAAUCCUUAAAGCAGACUGCAGGCCAUAAAAAGACAGGCCUACUUCGGAACAGGUGCUGUGAACAAUCUGAGCAUGUAUUACAUGCCUGACGUACACACUGUGACUUUUUGAUAGUUAUGAGCCUAUGAAGUAGCCAGCAUAUAGUAUAUGAAGCAUUCUGUGUCUUUUGACAGCCAACAGUAGCUCCUGUGCAGUAUUUGAGCAGAGAGGCUGUUGGUUGUUUUAGUGUAUUGUUUAGGGUUGAAGUCCUAUAGAUGACAUCAUGACUACAGGACUGCAUGGAUCAGCUUUUCACAGCCCAUUAGAGGGAGAGAAAAAGACACAUCUUUUUGGUUAAUAGUCAGUAGUAGCCUCUCUUUGGCUUGUUUGACAUUCCUGCAGACAUAUGGGGCCUCAGAGUGGGGGGGUUGGCCCUGUAAACAAUGUUCUUGUGUGAAAGUUUUUUUACCAUUAAAAGCAUUUGCUAUUUUGCUCAGCAGCUUGUCCAUUUUUCACCCUCAUUCUCAUGAAUGUCACAGUCCCUCAACACUGUAGCGCCAUCCAAAUUUUGCAUGGACCGUUUACUGAACUUCAUUAGGAUUCCUUUUGAGUGGAGCAGAGCAGCACAAAAGAUCAUCCCAUGCCCCAGUUUUCCCUGCACACUGAUUCAACUUUAAAUUAAACAGCCUGCUUUCUUCACUUGUUUGGUUGUUUAUGACACCUGUUUUCCUCAUAAAACUAUGAGGUCCUUUUUGGACGCUUGUCCAACUUUAGUGCGCUAAAGUCCAUUAGGGUCUGCUUUAGCCUGCAAUUCACGCUUCUGUAACUCACGAUAAUGCCUGUACUAAUGCCAAAACAUCAGUGAAUGACCUUUUCUGUUCUUUUUUGUCUCAUUCCUCCUCUCAGCCUGCCUAUAUAUCCAAGUAUGUAUCCAGUUGGAGGGAUAUCUGCAACCAUAUACGCCAACCGGCUACGGGAAGAGGGCAUGGGCACCAAUGAGCAGGCAGUGCACUUUGCCAACCAGGACUAUGAGGCACUGAAGCAAGAAUGUGUGGAGUCGGGCUGCCUGUUUGAAGAUCCCUGUUUCCCCGCUGAGCCCCCAUCCCUGGGCUUCAAGGAGCUCGCUCCCUUUUCCUCCAAAACUAGAGAUGUGGAGUGGAUGAGGCCUACGGAACUGACAGGUGACCCUCAGUUCAUUGUUGGUGGAGCCACUAGAACGGAUAUCUGUCAGGGAGCGCUGGGUGACUGCUGGCUCUUGGCAGCCAUCGGCUCUCUCACCCUGAAUGAGAAGCUCCUUCAUCGGGUUGUCCCACACGGCCAGUCCUUCCAAGACGACUACGCUGGAAUCUUCCACUUUCAGUUCUGGCAGUUUGGCGAGUGGGUGGAUGUCGUGAUAGAUGACCGGUUGCCUGUCAAAGAUGGAGAGCUCAUGUUUGUUCAUUCUGCUGAAGGCAAUGAAUUCUGGAGUGCACUCCUGGAGAAAGCUUAUGCCAAGCUGAAUGGCUCCUAUGAGGCUCUGUCUGGAGGAAGCACCACUGAGGGGUUCGAGGACUUUACAGGUGGUGUGUCUGAGAUGUAUGAGCUCCGCAAAGCACCCAGAGAUCUUUACAGGAUAAUUGGAAAAGCUCUGGAGAGAGGCUCCCUGCUGGGCUGCUCAAUCGAUAUCACCAGUGCCUUCGACAUGGAGGCUGUUACAUUCAAGAAGCUUGUGAAAGGCCACGCCUACUCAGUCACUGCAUUGAAGGAGGUUCAUUUCCGUGGCAACAUGGAACGUCUAAUUCGAGUACGUAAUCCUUGGGGUCAGGUGGAGUGGACUGGUGCCUGGAGUGACAACUCCCCUGAAUGGGAUGAGAUCGACCCGUCUGAGCAAGAAGACCUGCACCUACAGAUGGAAGAUGGAGAGUUCUGGAUGUCCUUCAGUGAAUUCUUGAGGCAGUUUUCACGUAUAGAGAUCUGUAACUUGACUGCUGACGCCCUGAGUGACGAUGGUAUGAGCCACUGGAACACCACAAAGUUUUAUGGUACAUGGAGGCGAGGCAGCACUGCUGGAGGCUGCAGGAACCAUCCCAACACGUUUUGGAUCAACCCUCAGUAUAAGAUCACGUUGCUUGAGGAGGAUGAUGACCCAGAGGACGAUGAGGUGGCAUGCAGUUUCUUGGUAGCUCUCAUGCAGAAGGACCGCCGCAGAUAUCGGCGCCAGGGUCAGGAUAUGCACACUAUUGGCUUUGCUAUCUAUGAGGUGAGAGCAGAGACUAAAAGCUGCCAGAAUGUCCAUUUGAAGAAGAAUUUCUUUUUGAGCCAUUCAUCGUGUGCUCGCUCUGAGACCUUCAUUAACCUGCGAGAGGUGAGCACACGGCUGCGACUACCUCCUGGAGAAUACCUCAUUGUCCCCUCCACCUUUGAGCCCAGUCAAGAGGCGGACUUUGUCCUCAGAGUCUUCACUGAGAAGCAAUCAGAAACAGAAGAACUGGACGAUGUUGUCUCUGCUGAAUUGGAAGAUGAGGAUGAAAUAACUGAAGAUGACAUUGAUGACUCUUUUAAGUCCAUGUUUGCUCAGCUGGCAGGAGAGGAUAUGGAGAUUUCUAUUCGGGAGCUGAGGACUAUUCUAAACAGAGUCGUCUCCCGGCACAAGGAUCUGAAGACUGAUGGCUUCAGCAUGGAAUCCUGCAGAACUAUGGUCAACCUGAUGGACAAAGAUGGAAGUGCCCGUUUAGGGUUGGUGGAGUUUCAGCUCCUUUGGAAUAAGAUCCGAAAGUGGCUGGUCAUUUUUAGAGACUUUGACCUCGACAAGUCAGGGGCCAUGAGUUCAUAUGAGAUGCGUCUUGCUGUGGAGGCAACAGGUUUUAAAUUGAAUAACAAACUGAACCAGGUUCUGGUUGCCCGGUAUGCAGAGAAUGAGAUGAUUGACUUUGACAACUUCAUCUGCUGCUUAGUCAAACUUGAAGCCAUGUUUAGGGCUUUCAAGCAGUUUGACACGGAGGAGUCAGGAGAAGUUGAGAUGAAUCUCACAGAGUGGCUUUACCUUACCAUGUGUGGUUGAAGAGGACUAUCUUGCCCUGCAGACUGCCAUGAAUGUGGGAACACUGAAGACCCUCAGCCUUAGUGACCAGAUGAUCUUUUAACACCACCUCAUUUUAUCAAAAGUUGCAAAGAGCUGUAUACAGAAAUCCAAAGGCCAACCAAGCCAAGUGUCUCCUGCUAGAAUCUUAGGAACUAUGCAAACCUACAGUAUGAAGCAUACAUUGUGCAACCCUCAUCUCUGUAAACAUUUUUUUUUAAAAACUAGUAUGUUUAUGCAUGACAAAUCACAAGCUGUAAUGUGCAUUGUAACAGCUGAUUUUAUACUUUACAUUUGAGUUUUGCUGUCUGUACCCAUCAAAAUCUCAUGAGAAGCUGUUUUAGCUGAAGUUGAAGUUUUAAGUCUGUUCCUGUAAUGAUUUUAAAAAGUGAAGUCUUAUAGUUUCUACCAGUCAUUCUGUUCUAUGUUAACGUUUUUCUUUCUUUCCUGAUUUUAUAACAAAUAUUUUUUACAGGAAAUAAUCUCCUCAAUGUUCAGUUUGUUGUUUCAUUCAUACACCAGUAGGUGGCAGUACAGACUUGAUCUGAUGUCAAUGAUUUUUUUAAACUCUUUGCAUUUGAUACUGAAGUUCAGGCUCUUCAAACAGUACACCAUUUUCUUCUAUGGUUGAAGUCAAGCAGCUGAUCGGUUUAGUUUUACACCAUUGUUUUGCACUAGGAUUUUAGUUUAAGGAAAUUUCUUCACACGAGUGAGAAAUUUCAACUCGCUCAAGUAACAUUUACAGGGAUCACAUGCUACUGAAUGCCUUAUACAUGACACUAGGAUGCUAAAAACUAUUAGAAAUGUGCCAGUUAUGUCUUUAUGUUGUGAAUGUAUGUUGUGCCUUCAAUAAAUAUUUCCCUCAAAGUUCA